CCCUUUAAAUUCUGCAACUCAGAGAUUCACACAGAAGCCUGGACACAAUUCAGAAGAGCCACCCAGAGGGAGACAACAAUGUCACUGCUAUCCGUGCCACACACAGAGUCUGUGUCCUUGUCUACUGGAUCUACUGUGACAAUCAAAGGGAGACCGCUUGUCUGUUUCUUCAAUGAACCACAUCUGCAGGUGGAUUUCCACACCGAGAUGAAGGAGGACUCAGACAUUGCCUUCCAUUUCCAAGUGUACUUUGGCAAUCGUGUGGUCAUGAACAGCCGUGAGUUUAAGAUCUGGAAGGAGGAGGUGGAAUCCAAGAAUAUGCCCUUUCAGGAUGGCCAAGAAUUUGAACUGAGCAUCUUGGUCCUGGAAGAUAAGUACCAGGUAAUGGUCAAUGGCCAAGCCUAUUACAACUUUAACCAUCGAAUCCCGGUCAGUUCUGUGAAGAUGGUGCAAGUGUGGAGAGAUAUCUCUCUGACCAAAUUUAAUGUCAGCAAUUGAAAGAGAUAACCAGACUUCAUGUUGUCAAGGCAUCUCUGAUCUACGUGAGCAUGGGAUUCCCAAAGCCAGCUAACGGCGUGAUCUUUUCUCACUUCAAUCCUUACUUUUGCUCAUUAAAACUUAAUCCAACUUCACA
Messenger RNA from Macaca mulatta (Rhesus monkey), 634 nucleotides. RefSeq names its product galectin-10. The record is from RefSeq and is a predicted model, not a curated record. Gene Ontology annotation, molecular function: carbohydrate binding. NCBI's taxonomy places the organism in Eukaryota, Metazoa, Chordata, Mammalia, Primates, Cercopithecidae.